AUGGUCCAGUACGCACGGGCAGUACGUCCAGCCUGUGCUGGGGAAAGACCGUGGUGCUGCCCGGCCGCCUGGGAGCGCGGCGCCUUCAAGACACGGUCUCGUGGUGCAUACGUGCUGGAGACGUACUAUUACUUCUCGCAAACGAAAAUUGAUGGCACCAACGUAGAGGAAGAUCACAUUGAAUUGACUGAAGAGGGGAGGCCCGUGCGGGCAAGCACCCAAAAGCCUCCGCUGUUCGACUGCUACUGCUGCGGGCUGCCCAAGCGCUACAUCAUUGCUAUAAUGAGUGGUCUUGGCUUCUGCAUUUCAUUUGGAAUUAGGUGCAACCUGGGUGUUGCUAUUGUGGAAAUGGUGAACAACAACACAGUUUAUGUCAAUGGAAAACCACAGCUUCAGAAAGCCCAAUUCAACUGGGAUCCAGAGACGGUGGGACUUAUACAUGGCUCCUUUUUCUGGGGUUACAUCGUGACACAAAUUCCAGGAGGGUUCAUUUCAAACAAACUAGCUGCUAACAGGGUAUUUGGAGCAGCAAUUUUUCUAACAUCUACACUGAAUAUGCUCAUCCCUUCUGCAGCAAGAGUACACUAUGGUUGUGUGAUGUUUGUAAGAAUUCUUCAAGGUCUGGUGGAGGGUGUCACCUACCCAGCCUGCCAUGGGAUGUGGAGUAAAUGGGCUCCCCCACUGGAGAGAAGCAGGUUGGCAACCACAUCUUUCUGCGGAUCUUACGCAGGAGCAGUGGUCGCCAUGCCGUUGGCAGGUGUAUUGGUACAGUAUAUAGGAUGGUCAUCAGUCUUUUAUAUUUAUGGAAUGUUUGGGAUUGUUUGGUACGUAUUCUGGCUGCUUCAUGCCUAUGAGAGCCCAGCAGCACAUCCAACGAUAAGCAAUGAAGAAAGAAUAUAUAUAGAAACAAGUAUAGGAGAAGGAGCCAGCCUUGCUAGUGCAAAUAAAUUUAGCACUCCUUGGAAGAGAUUUUUCACUUCAAUGCCAGUUUAUGCAAUCAUUGUGGCAAACUUUUGCAGAAGCUGGACCUUCUAUUUACUCCUUAUAAGUCAGCCUGCUUACUUUGAAGAAGUUUUUGGAUUUGCAAUAAGUAAGGUUGGCCUUUUGUCUGCAGUUCCUCACAUGGUCAUGACAAUCAUUGUGCCCAUUGGAGGACAGCUAGCUGAUUUCUUACGGAGCAGGAAGAUUUUGACCACUACCACUGUAAGGAAGGUCAUGAAUUGUGGAGGCUUUGGGAUGGAAGCAACAUUGCUUUUGGUGGUCGGUUACUCCCAUACAAGAGGUGUGGCUAUUUCCUUUCUGGUGUUAGCAGUGGGAUUCAGUGGCUUUGCAAUUUCAGGAUUCAACGUGAAUCACUUGGAUAUAGCCCCGCGUUACGCCAGUAUUCUGAUGGGCAUCUCCAACGGUGUGGGGACGCUGUCGGGGAUGGUGUGCCCACUCAUCGUGGGCGCGAUGACUAAACACAAGACCCGUGAAGAAUGGCAAAAUGUCUUUCUGAUCGCAGCCCUAGUGCAUUACAGCGGAGUGAUAUUCUAUGCUAUCUUUGCUUCUGGGGAGAAGCAGGAAUGGGCUGACCCUGAAAACCUCAGUGAAGAGAAAUGUGGAAUAAUUGAUCAAGAUGAACUUGCUGAAGAAACAGAGAUGAACAAUGAAACUUUUGUAAGCCCAAAGACAAUGUAUGGUGCUACCACUCAAAAUAGUGAAGUACAGCAAAGGGAAUGGAGAAAGAAAAAGCAAGUAACUCAAGACAUGGAAGAACAGACUUCUUACCACUAUGAAAAUGGAAAUUUUCAAGAUCUGUCAUAA
Molecule: messenger RNA, 1806 nt
Organism: Rhea pennata
Lineage: Eukaryota; Metazoa; Chordata; Aves; Rheiformes; Rheidae
Gene: SLC17A8
Product: solute carrier family 17 member 8
Exons: 12
Coding region: 1-1806 (601 amino acids)
Biological process (GO): synaptic transmission, glutamatergic; regulation of synapse structure or activity; neurotransmitter loading into synaptic vesicle
Cellular component (GO): excitatory synapse; synaptic vesicle membrane
Molecular function (GO): L-glutamate transmembrane transporter activity; neurotransmitter transmembrane transporter activity
Source: RefSeq, a predicted model, not a curated record